Aspergillus candidus is the source of this 1122-nucleotide messenger RNA. Its product is annotated as BTB/POZ domain-containing protein. The record is from RefSeq and is a predicted model, not a curated record. The transcript has a single exon. The coding region runs from base 1 to 1122 and encodes 373 amino acids. Lineage: Eukaryota; Fungi; Ascomycota; Eurotiomycetes; Eurotiales; Aspergillaceae. Gene Ontology annotation, molecular function: protein binding.
AUGAAUCCCUGUACUAGCGGUUCCUUUUUCGCCGAGCCUCCCAUCCGCAUCCGAGUUGGCAGCGACAAAAAGACCUACUAUGCUCAUCGGCAGGCCUUGUCGGCAAAUGCCUCAUCGGCUUUGCAUGCCAGAGUCACCGGGCCCUGGCGGGAAUGUGGAGAAGAGGAAAUCGACUGGACUGACUUUGACGAGCAGACGAUCAGUUGCGUCCUACAAUUCCUAUAUACCCAAGAGUACAAUGUCAGAAAACCUGUCCAGCUUGCAGAGAAAAGCUCCCAAAGCGAUGCUGGGAAGGGACAGGGACAACAUCCUGGGAGUCGAGCAGAUGAAGGAGGAUCAUCAGGUAUCCUUGCCACAGUGCCAGCAGAGCAUACUGUUGCAAGGCCUGAAGCAUAUGAGCAGCAAGCACCUGAAGCCGACGAGCCUGAAGACGACGAGCCUGAAGACGACGAGCCUGAAGACGACGAGCCUGAAGACGACGAGCCUGAAGACCCGAUUGAUCGUCCCCUAACCCCGCUGAGCCACUACUUUGCAACAUCCAUACCAGUCAAGCACGACCCUCCAACAGGUGGGGAUUCCUCUCAAACGACGUAUGAGGGCGAACCAAACGAGGUCUUGGUUCAUGCGAAAGUCUAUACAUUCGCCCAUCGGUAUCUCGUGGAUAACUUAGUACAGUAUGUUUUGCAACGGCUGAAGAGGAUUCUUAUUGCUAUUCAAACGAAGCAGCUGGGAUUUUGUCCGCAGCUUGCGGAAUCCAUUUCCCUCAUCUACGGCGCGACAUCUGCCUAUGGUGCUCAAGGAGACCCUGCGAGAAACAUACUCUCCCAGUUCGUUGCGCUGAACUAUACCGCUAUGUACGGGAGCGGCCUUGAAAAACUUUUGGCUGAAGAAGGGCAAUUUACAAUUGACUUGUCCCGGAAGCUUGCGAGAAGACUUAUGAAUAAUCCACUAGAGGAAAAGCUAAACGAACUUUCGACUGCACAUGAGUCUCUGUCUGCAGAUAAGGAAAGGGAGAUAAAGCGUCUCACACGGGAACUGAAAGAAUGGGACGACUGGAACGCAAGCCGUCCUCUGAACAAACGAAGAUCGAUGCCAUCGCGGGAUACCGGUUUUUUCGGCUGA